AUUACAGGUUACAAUUUCUACCAACACCGUCUAGGAUGGAGAAAUCAGGAAGAGGCAGAUCCAGGAGAGACAUACUCAUCUACCAGUGGGCGAGCAAGACACAACAGAGCCCAUAGCUGAAGUUAAUCUCUGAACCAUUGGCAGUCAUCUCAUGGAGGACAUGUGAUAUCUACAGGAGAGAUGGUACCCAUCCCAUUCCAAAGAGAGGUCAGGAAAUUAUAGACCCAUCAGCCUAACUUUGUGCCCAGGAGAGUUAUUGCAUAAAACACAGAAGAAUGAAUAUGCACGUGAAGCCUGGACCUGAACAUGGAGAAACCUCAUUCAAGAGGCUCUGGGAGGCAAAUCUCCACCCCCUGAUGUAGACCCAGCUGCGAACAGCUCUCUCUGCAGAGUUGGAGACUGGCCAGCCACUUGGAGAGAAAGUUGAACCUGUUGAGAAAGCUUGCAUUCCUUGGCUGCCUCUCUAUGUCCAAAUUGCAGUGGAGCCUGACUACCAGCCUGUGAGUACCUGUCUUGGACAAGGACCUUGCUGCCUCCUUCCAUGCAUUUCUCACUUCCAUCCUGGAUCACUGCACUCACUUUCAUUAGAACAAAGUAAUCAUGUUGUCCACAAUUCAGAGAAGGAAUCUAGCAAGCUCAUGUUGAGGUAUAUUCUCAAGACAAGAUACAGUGACUCAUAUCCUUUUCUGGAUAACAUAAUCCAUGGAUAAAGUGGGAAAGAUGUGGAACAAUUUCAAAUACAGGUGCCAGAAUCUCUUCAGUCAUGAAGGUGGAAGCCAAAAUGAAAACACAGUUGUGAACUCCAGUAGUUGUUCAUCUGCUAAAGAGAAAGCUAUCCAGAUAACUGAUUUGGCUCAACAACAACCCAGCAGCCCUUUGAGAGAAAACAUUGCUUUGCAAUUAGGUUUAAGUCCUUCAAAGAAUUCAGCAAGGCGAAACCAAAACUGUGUCACUGAAAUUCCUCAGAUAGUUGAAAUAAGCAUUGAGAAAGAGAACGACUCAUGUGUCACCACAGGAGCUAGACUUGCUCGAAGGGACUCUUAUUCUCGGCAUGCUCCUUGGGGUGGGAAGAAGAAACAUUCCUGCUCUACCAAAACCCAGAGCUCCUUGGAUACUGAAAAAAGAUUUGGUAGAACACGAAGUGGUUUGCAGAGGAGAGAGAGAAGGUAUGGAGUGAGUUCUGUUCAUGAUAUGGAUACCGUGUCAAACAGGACAGUAGGUAGCCGUUCUCUGCGACAGCGUCUACAAGAUACCGUUGGGCUGUGUUUUCCCGUGAGAACUUACAGCAAACAGUCCAAACCUCUGUUUUCUAACAAAAGAAAAAUCCAUCUCUCUGAACUAAUGCUUGAGAAAUGCCCUUUUCCUGCAGGCUCAGAUUUGGCUCAGAAGUGGCAUCUCAUUAAGCAACACACAGCUCCUGUGAGUCCACACUCAACUUUUUUUGAUACAUUUGAUCCUUCCUUGGUUUCUACAGAAGAUGAAGAAGACAGACUCAGAGAGAGACGUAGACUUAGUAUUGAAGAAGGGGUUGACCCCCCUCCCAAUGCCCAAAUACAUACUUUUGAAGCUACAGCACAGGUUAAUCCAUUAUAUAAACUAGGACCAAAGUUAGCCCCUGGUAUGACUGAGCUGACUGGGGACAAAAAUGUGCCACCACCAGGAAAUUGUGACUCAGAAGAGGACACGACAACACUUUGUCUGCAGUCACGCAGGCAGAAGCAGCGUCAGAUGUCUGGAGAGAGUCAUGGCCAUAUCAGCAGGCAAGGGGCUUGGAAAGUACACACUCAGAUUGAUUACAUCCAUUGCCUUGUGCCAGAUUUGCUUCAGAUCACGGGUAACCCAUGUUACUGGGGCGUGAUGGACCGUUAUGAAGCAGAAACACUUCUGGAGGGUAAACCCGAAGGCACUUUUUUGCUCAGGGAUUCUGCGCAGGAGGACUACCUCUUCUCUGUGAGCUUCCGCCGUUAUAACCGAUCCCUACAUGCACGCAUUGAGCAGUGGAAUCACAACUUUAGCUUUGAUGCCCAUGAUCCCUGUGUGUUUCACUCCUCCACUGUUACAGGGCUUCUAGAGCACUACAAAGACCCUAGCUCUUGCAUGUUCUUUGAACCAUUACUUACUGUAUCUCUGAACAGGACUUUUCCUUUUAGUCUGCAGUAUAUCUGCCGGGCAGUAAUCUGCAGGUGCACUACAUAUGAUGGAAUUGAUGACCUUCCUUUACCUUCAAUGUUGCAAGACUUUCUAAAGGAGUAUCACUAUAAACAAAAAGUCAGGGUGCGAUGGUUGGAGCGGGAACCGAUUAAAACAAAGUAAAUGGAAUCCAGAGUCCCCAAUAAGCUUAUAGAAUACGCUUUUUUGUGUGUUACAGUUUAAUUGCAGCAAGCGCACCAGCAACGUCUAGCUUUUUUGCAAUAUCCUAUUUAAGCUCAGUGUUAGUAUCUUGUCAGAUGCUGCCUGCUGUUAAUCAAACUAAAUUGUGAUGCCUCUUGGAAACAAUAAGCAGACACAAUUCUGCACGUUUUUCAUUUAGACCUAAUUAAAAUAUUUUUGCUAAUUUCUAAAUAUUUUGUUUCCCUUUUGUAGCUGUAGUAAUUGGAUGAAGAAACUAUGAGGCAUUUUCCAUGGGGCAUUCAUGCAAUGCUAAUACAGACUUUUAGAGGAGCAUUUUUGCUAAUAUUUGAAGUAUUUUUUUAAAGUAUCUUUUCACAAACUUUCCACUACUCAAAGUACUAAUUUAGCUCAUAAACAUAAAGUUUCCAAGUACUAGUGAAUAAGAGUAUUUUCUUCUGAAAAAUGAAGAGCAGUUCAUUAGAAGGAGGGAUGACCUGCAGUUCAGUAAGAGAUGAAGAUGUUUUGAUGCUAACAAAUGUAUCAUGCUUUUCUCAAUAUAUAAGGUUUCCUAAUCAUGAAGACUUGAAUAUGUCUGCUCAGUACUGUAACUGUUUAAAACACUUGGAGAUUUAAGUGGCAUUGUUAGCAAAAGUAAUACUGUCAUGGACAGUUUAAUACCUUCCAGUGUGACUUAUUAAUAUAAGUGGCAGAACACAGAAUUAGAUUAUUGCCAUGAAAGAAAAGCUUGCAGCUUUUUCUAAAAGAGAAAUCAGUGGCCUGACUACUUGUAAUUUACAAUGGAAGAUAAUGGUGAAGAGAAAAAAUGUUUAAUUAUUUAAAGUUGUUUAAUAUUUUUAUGGAGAAAGUUACCAGUGGUUGAAUUACUAUAAUCAGAAUACAAAACCUGACAGAUAUCUGAAAUAAAUGUCAGGUUUCAAAGGUACUGCUACACUUUAUUUGUAAAUAUUUUUUCCAUUAGCUUUUUAAAAUAUUUUUGAAAUAAUAUGCACUGAUUAUAGUUUCAACAGAUGACUUAGAAACAAAAUUCUAAGUUCUAUUUGCUUAUUUAAUCAGAGAUGGGACUUAAAACAGUUCUGUCUUAGACAUUUUUGCACUAAAAUUUUGUUGGAAUGCUCUGUCCCCUGUUAAUGUUUUGUACCAAUUAUGAGUGCUCCCUAGUUUCUUUACCAGCUGCUACAGUAUGUUAUAACUUACUUCUCUAUGGCGGUGACCUGUGCGAGGUCGGGAACACUUUGGCUGCAAGUACAAUAAACGUUAUUCUUGUAUGCUAUACUAACCCUUCUAUUGAUGUAUUUUUCUGCUUGCUGUGCCUUGUUCUGGCUUUUUGUGCUAAUAAAGUACAGUAUGUUCAGUGUUA
Molecule: messenger RNA, 3709 nt
Organism: Dromaius novaehollandiae (emu)
Lineage: Eukaryota; Metazoa; Chordata; Aves; Casuariiformes; Dromaiidae
Gene: SOCS5
Product: suppressor of cytokine signaling 5
Exons: 6
Coding region: 703-2313 (536 amino acids)
Biological process (GO): positive regulation of proteasomal ubiquitin-dependent protein catabolic process; epidermal growth factor receptor signaling pathway; cell surface receptor signaling pathway via JAK-STAT
Cellular component (GO): phosphatidylinositol 3-kinase complex
Molecular function (GO): 1-phosphatidylinositol-3-kinase regulator activity
Source: RefSeq, a predicted model, not a curated record